Messenger RNA from Xenia sp. Carnegie-2017, 3586 nucleotides. RefSeq lists its product as uncharacterized. The transcript has 12 exons. The record is from RefSeq and is a predicted model, not a curated record. NCBI's taxonomy places the organism in Eukaryota, Metazoa, Cnidaria, Anthozoa, Malacalcyonacea, Xeniidae. Gene Ontology annotation, biological process: endoplasmic reticulum unfolded protein response; mRNA processing; protein phosphorylation. Bases 30 to 3257 code for a protein of 1075 amino acids. Gene Ontology annotation, molecular function: protein serine/threonine kinase activity; RNA endonuclease activity; ATP binding.
UUGGACCUCCACCGUAUAGACUGAAAAACAUGUUUGAUGGAAACCCUGUUGGCUUAAAGGAAAUCGACGAUGUUCAACUUAAAGAUCUACUUUCAUGGAUGCUACAACGUGUACCUGAACUAAGACCAUUAGCCAACGAGGCGUUAAAACACCCUUAUCUACAAUGCCAUGAGGACAACUAUGAUAUGCUGUGUGGUGUGGCAAACCAACCAGGGAUAGAGAAACCGUAUUUAGGUCAUCCUCUUAACUCAGAUGUGCAUGAGCAGUUAAAUGGUCUAAAUAAUUGGAUGGACCGUAUUGAACCUGAAGUCUUUAGUAAUUUCAAUAGAAGUCAAUACGACUCCACAUGGUUGGGUUGCUUAAAAUUUUUGCAAAACGUUCACCAGAAUUGGCAUGAGAAACCACUCAUACAUAUCAAGGAAGGCAACUAUAAAGUGUAUUUCUUACGAGUUUUCCCAGAGCUUCCUCUGCUGGUGCAUAGAAUCACAAGGCUUAAUGAUUGGAAAAUAAGAUCUGAUCUUAAAGAUCAUUUCAAAAAAUUGCAAUUGAAAGAAUGGAAGUAUUUUGAUCAAUCAAUAAAGCACAAAGAGAUGUUCUUAAAAUUAAUUAAGUAUGGACGCGACCCAGGUAUGAAGGUUGAAUGUGUGAACGACGUACGUGUAAUUUUCUCGGACGAGUUUUGCAUUGGCAAAGGAAAUAAUGAAACUCGUGUUUAUCUUGGACUGAAAAAGGAUGGUUAUGGAAAAGCAGUAAAACGAGUACGUCGAGAUAACUGUACCAAUGAAGCAGAGAACGAAAUGAGAAUUUUGAAUGAAAUCAAAGCUAAGAAGUCGAGUUAUGUUGUGAAUUAUUACCACUUAGGAGAAGAGCCCGGAACUGAAUAUGUCUAUUUGAUACUUGACCUAUGUGAAGAAUCGCUGGAGAGAUUCGUAAAAUCUUCUACUUUGGAGGGUCUUCAAAAAUCUCUUCCCGAAAUUCUCAAGCAAAUUUUAAAAGGAUUAGCUGAUCUUCAUAGCGAACCAAAUCCUAUUAUUCAUUGUGAUUUAAAACCAUCAAAUGUUCUUCGAGAUGCACAAGGACAAUAUCUGAUAGCUGACUUUGGUAUUAGUCAAAUAUUGAAAAACGGCCUUAAAACACAUGUAAGCGAUGCUACUAAGGGAACUCACGAUUGGAUUGUUCCUGAAUCGUACGUUGUUAAUGAGGAGUCAUUUGAUAAAGCACGAUACAAACCAGAGUCUGAUGUAAUGAAUGCAGGAAUGGUGGCUUAUUAUGUUGCAACAAAAGGGAAACAUCCUUUUGGACCUCGAGAGUAUAGACUGAAAAACUUGUUAGAUGGAAACCUUGUUGGUUUGGAAGAAAUCAAGGAUGAUCAGCUUAGAGAUCUUCUUUCAUUGAUGCUGCAACGACAACCCGAAGACAGGCCAUCUGCCAAAAAAGCGUUAAAACAUCCAUAUCUGCAAUCUGCUGAAGCGAACUUUGAUAUGUUGUGUGAUGUGGUGAAUCAACUGGAGAUAGAGAUAAGUGAUCCUCUCAACUCAGAUGUCCAUAUGCAGCUAAAUGAUCCAGAAAAUUGGAUGGACCGUAUCGACGGAGAAAUUUUUAACAAUUUCAAUGACUUUCACCCUACAUGGUUAGGCUGCUUAAAACUUUUGUUAAACGUUCGCGAGCAUUGGCAAGAUGAACCUCAUCCACAACUGCCGCCAAGUGUGGGCAACUAUAAAAAGUAUUUCCUGCAAGUUUUUCCGGAGCUUCCUCUUCUGGUGCACAGAAUAAUGAGGUAUAUCGAAAGGAAACCCACUCCAGAUCUAGAAGAACAAUUUGCUAGAGAAAUCAAUAGAGGUUGCUCCGAGCUAGAUGAAGGAAAGAGGACGACGAAAACAUUACCCAGAUUGCAUUACGAGAAAAAAGAACCACAACGUCCAAGAAGGGAUACUAUUAACAAUUGUCAAGAAAGUGACAGGAGAGACGAGACGUCAAAAGGACUUUCAAAAAUAACAAGAGAAAGUUUUGGUAGACCGUCAAAAGAAGGAAAGACGACAAAAAAAACACCCAAAAGGCGAUUCUUCUCUCCGUCAAAAGAUUACGAGGAAAAAGAUGCAGAUGUUAUUUUGGAUGAACACAUUAAAAUCUUCAAAAGUAAUUUUCUUGACGAACGCAGUAACAUUAAAGCUGACGUGUGUGAUGUACUUGAAAGCUUCACGUGGCUUUGUGGAGAGUAUGGAACAGCUGGCCCAAACGAGAAGAUGCCAUUUCCUCACUUAUAUGUCAUGGUUGAUGAUAGUCAAAAAAAAUCGAAUGAAAUUAUAAAGCAAGAGAUUGAUGGAAAAUUUGGAUGGGAAGCUUCAAAAAACAUUGAUUUGCCACGUAAAGCUCCUAAAAAAGCAAAUUUUCGAUUGCUGUCUGACUUUCGCGCUUCAAGAAAGGAUAAAAAUGACGUUGGAUCUCGUGGUACAUUGACAAUAUUUUGUCGAAAGGAAGAACGGUAUUUUGCUUUAACUUGCGCACAUAAUGGUGUUGAUAGUGACUUUGUUGACUACCGAGGCGUGUUCAAUCUCGAAGACUGGUUGGAAAUGCGCGAUGCUGUGAAUUCUAAUUCCAUGAAACAUAACAUGGAUUACUUUUACAAACCUUCUCACAAUGACAGUGAGGUGCAACUUGGCGAUGGCCGCAACGCGGUUUCGCGGCUCGAUGAAGAAACAGACAUCAUGUGCAUUUCUGUUGGUAAAACAGAUUUCAACAGGUACCUUAAAAAAUACAUGAAAAGUUUUCAAUUAAGUUUAGAAAAUGCAAAUGACGAGCUUUUUCGACGAGUUGUUCAGGAAAAUGAACACGUCGACGCACGCAUUACUGCAAACAACAAAUCCAAGCAUAGUAAGAUCACAGCGUACAAUUAUUGUUAUUGGUCUCAAUAUCGUAAAAAACCUAUAAUUAGAAAUGCAGUCAAGGUUCAAAGUGAUGUGUCAUUUAUUGAGGAUGGUGACUCUGGUGCUCUUGUUUACUUUUUGAAUGAAAACAAUAAUUGGAAACCGUUUGCAUACGCUGUUGCUGAAGUCGAAGGAGAUGGCAAUAAAAAUGGUAGUGAGAGUAAUGAUAGUGAUCGUGAGAUCUGUUUCGCCAAACCUGCGGGGACUUUUAUUUGCUUUAAAUUGGACAAAGCUUUGGAGAAACUGAACCUUGAGAAUGAGGAAUAUUUUGGAAGAAAUGAUUCGACGGGUAUCGUCAAGUCGGCCCUUCGUUUUCUAAAAUUGAGGAAAUAGUAUCUUCCUGGAAUUUUCAAAAAAACACCCUCAUGCUGUUAUUUUGGAGUUCAAUGAGCUAACUUUAUUGAAUGUAAUCAAUUUUAAUUAGCACUUAUGACAAAAUUAAUGUAAACUAUGAUUCAUUUAAAAUUCACGAUUCCACCACAAUGUUGAAUCCAGUGUUGGGCAGUAAAUCACAACACCUCACUUUUGGAUUGUUUUAAGAUUUGAAACUUUUUACUUGUAAUUAGAUUAGCAGGACAUAACUGAUUCUUUGGAAAUACUUAUGAUCAAUUACAUUCUUAUAAAAGAUGUUAUAUGUAUUAAAGCUACAAUUUAUUUCCAAA